GUAGUUCUCUAAUUGUUUUUUAAAAUCUGCGUAUACGCACAAAUAUUAUUAUUUUUUAAAAAACCCAACCAAUCAAAGGAAUAGAGUAGAGAAAGAUUUGAGAAGAAAAUAGGUUGAAAAAGAGAGGGCAAAACAGAAAAUCGAACCGACUGAAAGUGAGGUAAGGCACUCUGUGAUUUUUAGAGGGCAAAACAGAAAAUCGAACCGACUGAAAGUGAGACUCAGAUUCUUCAAGACUUGCAGAAAUGGAAAACAGUGGAAAACAUGACGCAGAGAGAUAUGCCGUAGUGACCGGAGCAAACAAGGGCAUCGGGUUUGAGAUUGUAAGGCAGCUCGCUUCAAAUGGCGUAACAGUUGUAAUAACAGCUAGAAAUAAAGUGAGGGGAAAUGAGGCAACCGCCAAGCUCCACCAGCUGGGAUUGGCAAAUGUAGUUUUCCAUCAACUCGAUGUUUUGGAUCAAGCUAGCAUUGAAUCAUUGGCUGAUUUCUUAUCUCAGAAGUUUGGAAGACUUGAUAUCUUGGUAAAUAAUGCGGGAGCUAGUGGUGCUAUAGUUGACGAAGAUGAACUCAAAGCCUUAGGUAUAGAUUCUACAGCAUGGCUGUCAGGGAAGGUGGCAAAGAUGGUCCAAAGUGUGAUGACGUAUACAUAUGAAGAGGCAGAAGUUUGCUUGAAUACUAAUUACUAUGGUGUCCAAAGAGUAACUGAAACCCUUCUCCCUCUGCUGCAGCUGUCCAGUUCAGGAGCUAGGAUUGUCAAUGUUUCUUCUCUUCGGAGCGAAUUAAAGAGGGUUCCUGGUGGAAGCAUCAGAAAUGAACUUGGAGAUUUAGAGAAUCUAACUGAAGAGAAACUGGACGGCAUAUUGCAAAGAUUCUUGAAGGAUUUUAAAGACAAUGCUCUUGAAGCUAAUGGAUGGCCGUUAAUGCUGCCAGCCUAUAGCAUGUCGAAGGUGGUCCUCAAUGCUUACACAAGAAUUCUAGCCAGAAAAUAUCCAAAUAUGUGCAUAAAUUGUGUUCAUCCUGGUUAUGUCAACACUGACUUGAAUUGGCACACGGGGGUGAUCACGACAGAAGAGGGUGCUAGAGGCCCCGUUAAAUGUGCUCUCAUCCCCGACGGAGGCCCUACUGGUUGCUAUUUUGAUCAGACCGAAGUUGCAGAGUUUUGAGAUGCACCCUCUUUUUCGUUUGAUUGGAACUAUUGCUGAGGUUAGAGAUUAUACAUUCGAAUGCAAUUUGGGCUUUGCUACAUUCUAUUUAUGUUACCUGCACUUUACAUUUUCUGAAGUAUGUGUCGAAUAGAACAUAAAUGUGGAUUAGGUCGAGGAUAUAUGCCAAGUCCAGUAGAGCAUGUGUGCUAAGUCAAACAGAGCAUGAAUAUGUGGUAAUUUGUGUUAGAGCAUGCAUACAUGAUCACACAAGUUAUUCAUGUUUUGCUGAUUAUGUUGAAUAUAUCAUGUGUUAGUGAAAA
Molecule: messenger RNA, 1465 nt
Organism: Gossypium arboreum
Lineage: Eukaryota; Viridiplantae; Streptophyta; Magnoliopsida; Malvales; Malvaceae
Product: salutaridine reductase-like
Exons: 6
Coding region: 246-1163 (305 amino acids)
Cellular component (GO): membrane
Source: RefSeq, a predicted model, not a curated record